CUUCUCGACAACCCCAACGCUGCUUCGAUUCUUUAUCAACGAUUCCAGUCGUCAAUUCCUGAUAUAUCCUGUAUUAGUUUUUUUAAUCGAUUACAUUCAUUAUAAUUGUCGUUUAAUCAAUCAUUCAACAUGGCACCGUCCAAGAUCGAACUUGAGAAGCAAGACAGAGCUCGCGAUGCCGCCUUCAACAAGGCCAUGCACGGAGAGACCGCCCUCAACGCUGGUGGUUUCCGAGCCAUGAUUGGAAAGGGUGGCAAAGGCACCGAUGCGCAGCAAGCUGCCGUUGACGAAUACUUCAAGCACUGGGACAACAAGGAUGCGAAGGACGAGACGGAGGAAGACCGCGCGAAGCGUACAGCCGAAUACGCUACCCUAACUAGACAUUACUACAACCUUGCCACAGAUCUGUAUGAGUACGGUUGGGGCCAGUCCUUCCAUUUCUGCCGAUACUCUAUCGGUGAGAAUUUCUACCAGGCGAUCGCCCGACAUGAACACUACCUCGCACACCAAAUUGGUAUCAAGGAGGGCAUGAAGGUGUUGGAUGUUGGUUGUGGUGUUGGUGGUCCUGCUAGAGAGAUCGCCAAGUUCACCGGUUGCCAUGUUACUGGCUUGAACAACAACGACUACCAGAUCCAGCGUGCCACUCACUAUGCUGGCAAGAAUGGUUUGUCAGACCAACUUGCGUUUGUCAAGGGUGACUUUAUGCAAAUGGAUUUCCCUGACAACUCAUUCGAUGCUGUCUAUGCCAUCGAAGCCACCGUGCACGCACCUAAGCUCGCUGGUGUCUACAGCGAGAUUUUCCGCGUGCUAAAGCCCGGCGGUGUUUUCGGCGUGUACGAGUGGCUCAUGACCGACGAGUAUGACAAUGACAACCUCGAGCACCGUGAGAUCCGUCUUGGCAUCGAGCAGGGUGACGGUAUUUCCAACAUGGUGAAGAUCGAGGAAGGUCUAGAAGCCAUGAAGAUUUCGGGCUUCGAGUUGUUGCACCAUGAGGAUCUUGCUGAUCGCCCAGACCCUAUCCCCUGGUACUGGCCUCUUGCUGGAAAAUGGAAGUACAUGCAAUCGGUAUUCGAUACAUUCACCAUUGCACGGAUGACAUGGUGGGGUCGCCUGCUCGCCCAUAACUUUGCCGGUGCUUUAGAGAUGACCGGUUUAGCUCCGGCCGGUACCAAGAAGACGGCUGACAGUCUGGCCCGUGCUGGUGACUGCUUAGUCGCUGGUGGAGAGAAGCACCUCUUUACCCCGAUGUACCUGAUGGUUGGCAAGAAGCCUGAACCAUGACCUGUCUAAUAUCAAAAAUUGAUAUUAUAUAGUGCAUCAAGGAGAGAUGAGCGAUGUGCUUAUAAGCACAAUAAUGAGUCAAGACGCGACGUCAAUGUCUUCUAAUAUUAAUAAUACCAAGCAUCUGAAGAGUCUUUGAAGGACGAAUCUUGGGUAAUAGAAUAGCCCUGGCUUCGACUUCUCUGUAUAUAUCUGAGACAUGGAAGCAUCUCUGUUGGCCGUACUCGAUAGCCUUUUACUAUAUAUACUUGCUAGAAAUAUCGAAAUAAAAAUUUAGAAAUACCUAUCCUUGUUAUUUUU
This is a messenger RNA of Annulohypoxylon maeteangense, 1581 nucleotides long. Its product is annotated as S-adenosyl-L-methionine-dependent methyltransferase. Bases 130 to 1281 code for a protein of 383 amino acids. Gene Ontology annotation, biological process: ergosterol biosynthetic process. Gene Ontology annotation, cellular component: endoplasmic reticulum. The record is from RefSeq and is a predicted model, not a curated record. The transcript has 3 exons. NCBI's taxonomy places the organism in Eukaryota, Fungi, Ascomycota, Sordariomycetes, Xylariales, Hypoxylaceae. Gene Ontology annotation, molecular function: sterol 24-C-methyltransferase activity.